This is a messenger RNA of Sardina pilchardus (European sardine), 821 nucleotides long. It is a transcript of the gene tal1, whose product is annotated as T-cell acute lymphocytic leukemia 1. NCBI's taxonomy places the organism in Eukaryota, Metazoa, Chordata, Actinopteri, Clupeiformes, Clupeidae. Gene Ontology annotation, biological process: regulation of transcription by RNA polymerase II. The transcript is spliced from 3 exons. The record is from RefSeq and is a predicted model, not a curated record. Gene Ontology annotation, molecular function: RNA polymerase II cis-regulatory region sequence-specific DNA binding; DNA-binding transcription factor activity, RNA polymerase II-specific; protein dimerization activity. Bases 93 to 635 code for a protein of 180 amino acids.
CUGACACUCUGCCACUGUCUCGUCUUACCGGGACACUUCAAUGAAAGUUCGUCUGUUGUGCUACGAAGUUCACCAGCUUUACCUCCUCCGCGAUGCUCCAUCACAUGACACAAACGCUCGUAACUAACAGCGGUUACCCCGGAGAGCGCGUCGGCACAAAUUCCAAUCGCAUGCGUAACGCACCUUACGAAGUUGAAAUCAGAAACGGUUCUCAACCAAAGAUUGUCCGUCGGAUCUUCACAAACAGCCGUGAGCGCUGGCGUCAGCAGAAUGUGAAUGGAGCAUUUGCUGAACUCCGCAAGAUUAUUCCCACACACCCUCCUGACAAGAAACUUAGUAAGAAUGAGAUUCUUCGCCUUUCGAUGAAAUACAUUAACUUCCUUGCCAAUUUGGCGAGUGAUCAGAAGGGGUUGAUGUUAGAAAGGGUUGAUGGCAAUGUACCUAAAGAUAAAGAAACAGACCUUGGCAAGAUGAGAGAGAAGCUGCAGGACAUGCUGUCUCCCAAUUCCAGUUGUGGGAGCUUGCUGGAUGGAGAGAGCAGUCCCGAGAGCUUCUCCGAGGAUGUGGAUUUGGAGACGUGGUCCACGUCGCAGGGACCCACCCAACAUUGCACUAUAGACAAUUAUAUAAUCUAGUGCAAAGAAGGAGUAGAAAUGAGAAACAAACAAAAACAUGUCUUAUGACAGAAUAUAAGUUUCCUGCAAUGCAGUCAUGGUCAGUAACUGACUUAGUAACCCUUUGAGAACUGUAUUUUCAAUGCAUUUACAGGAGCUAUGUACUGUAGGCCUACUUUUGCUGCUAUGAAAUGUCAUUUUCAAGUA